Molecule: messenger RNA, 1863 nt
Organism: Arabidopsis arenosa
Lineage: Eukaryota; Viridiplantae; Streptophyta; Magnoliopsida; Brassicales; Brassicaceae
Source: the annotation of a GenBank genome assembly
AAAAGAAGUAAAAACAAAGAAACAUGGUUUUCAUAGCUUCUGCAAUUGCCUCUCUCGCACCAUACUUAAUCUCAGCAUUACUUCUCUUCCUUCUUCUCGAGCAACUCUAUUACCUUUUCAAGAAACGAAACAUCCCUGGCCCUCUUUUCGUCCCUCCUAUCAUCGGAAACGCCGUUGCACUCGUCCGUGACCCCACUUCCUUCUGGGACAAGCAAUCUGCCACAGCUAGCAUCUCAGGCCUCUCCGCCAACUACCUCAUCGGAAAAUUCAUCGUCUACAUCAGAGACACAGAGCUUUCCCAUCAAAUCUUCUCAAACGUUCGUCCCGAUGCCUUCCACCUUAUCGGCCAUCCCUUUGGUAAGAAGCUCUUCGGUGACCACAACCUCAUUUACAUGUUUGGUGAGGAUCACAAAUCCGUUCGCCGUCAGCUAGCUCCUAACUUCACCCCCAAGGCACUGUCCACCUACUCUGCCCUCCAGCAAUUAGUUAUCCUCCGUCAUCUACGGCGGUGGGAGGAGAGUACCUCCGGCGGAUCUCGUCCAGUGUCACUACGACACCUUGUCCGUGAACUCAACCUCGAAACAUCCCAGACGGUUUUCGUUGGACCUUACCUUGACAAGGAAGCCAAGAAGAGGUUCCGUACUGAUUACAAUCUGUUCAAUCUCGGAUCCAUGGCGCUUCCCAUCGACUUCCCUGGCUUCGCGUUCGGCGAGGCUCGCAGGGCUGUAACGAGGCUAGCGGAGACGCUCGCCAUAUGCGCGGGAAAAUCCAAAGCAAGGAUGGCAGCAGGAGAAGAACCAACAUGCCUAAUCGAUUUCUGGAUGCAGGCGAUAGCCACGGAGAAUCCGCCGCCACCGCACUCCGGAGACGAAGAGAUCGGCGGUUUGCUCUUCGAUUGUCUCUUUGCCGCGCAGGACGCGUCCACGUCAUCACUCCUCUGGGCCGUGACGUUGCUUGAAUCAGAGCCAGAGGUGCUGAACAGAGUAAGAGAGGAAGUAGCCAAGAUCUGGUCACCGGAGUCCAACGCCUUGAUCACCGUUGAUCAGCUCGCAGAGAUGAAGUACACGCGCUCCGUGGCGCGUGAGGUCGUGAGAUACAGGCCUCCGGCAACUAUGGUCCCACACAUAGCAGCUACAGACUUCCCUCUCACGGAAUCGUACACUAUCCCCAAAGGUACAAUAGUCUUUCCUUCGGUUUUCGACUCCUCGUUCCAAGGGUUUACUGAACCGGACCGGUUUGAUCCUGACCGAUUUAGCGAGACAAGACAAGAGGACCAGGUGUUCAAACGCAACUUCCUAGCUUUUGGAUGGGGGCCUCACCAAUGCGUAGGCCAGCGUUACGCGUUGAACCACCUCGUUCUCUUCAUUGCAAUGUUCUCGUCGCUGCUGGAUUUCAAGAGACUUCGAUCGGACGGUUGUGAUGAGAUCGUGUACUGCCCUACGAUAUCGCCAAAGGACGGUUGUACGGUGUUCUUGUCUAGGCGCGUCGCAAAGUAUCCCAACCUCUCCUUGAAUUGAUUUUUUAAUUCUUAAAUUUAUUAUUGUUGGUCAAAUUCAACACUGUGACUUUAUCAGUUUUCCUGAUGUGUCUCUCAAAGGGAAUGGCCCACGAGUGUUCUUGUCUUAUCGAAUUUGAGAAGACAUGUCAUUGUUUUGCCAUGUCUUCACCAUAUCUGUGUUGUCUUCCAGUGUGAAAAUCAGUGAUGUUAUAACGUGUUUCAUACUUAUGUGUGUUUUUUUUUCUUGCCGUCUUUUAUUAGUGAAAAAGGUUUACCUUAGAAUUCUUUGUCCGUUACUCUCGUUAUCUGAAUUCGUCCAAUUUGUAUUCGAUCACUCUAAUCAUCAAUAAAAUCAGUUCAUUCAG